UUUAACCAUGUAUAGUUUACAAAUUCACGGAUUUGAACUAAAAAUAUAUAUGUGCAGUUGAUGAAUACACUCGGUUUCCAUAAGAACUAUGACAAUUACACUAUGAAGACACAGAAAGAAAUCGAGAUGCAGCAUCGACAUACCAGCAGGUGCACGCUUAGCAAUUUUCAAAGAUUUAUUAUUGUGGCAAUUCUGGGAGCGUUUAUUAUUCUGCUUACUGUUAAUGGGACGGAUAAAUGUAGAGGUCUUUUCUCGUCAACUGCAAAUAUAGAAAAAGCACCUGAAUACACAAUUAAAGCUAGAACCCAGGGUUUUAUAGUUCGCCACACACUGGCAACCACCACGUCACAGAAGCUAAAUAAUGUGUUCAAACAACAUGAAUCAAAGAUUAAAAACGGUAAGAUGCUGGCAACGACCACAACACAGCAGAUUAAUGACGUUUCCAAACUACAAGAAUCAAAAGAACAAAACGAUAGAAAGCUGGCAACAACCACAACACAGCAUUUUAAUGCCGUUUCAAAACUACAAGAAUCGAAAAAACAAAACGGCAAUGGUUUAAAAGUUGACAUGAAUGACCGUAAAAAAACCAAUGAAACGACAAACUGGAUCGAGGCUUUUGAAGAGUUAGCGAGAGAUUUGAGGGAAGACGAUUAUUUUUGCCAAAACAAAGUAGAGAGGGGACAUGUGAAGUUCGAUUGCAAUACCAGUCCAUUUGUAGUACUGAAACCCUGUCUAGUUUAUUCAUUUGGCAUUAACAACCAGUGGAGUUUUGAUGAUGCAAUGGCUAAACUAGGAUGUGAUGUCUUUGCUUUCGAUCCUAGUAUGGGAUAUACAGGUGAACACGUGAGACCAUCUGGUGUCCACUUCUACCCGAUUGGAUUGGGUUCAAAGUCUAUGAAUGACUUUAGUCCACGCAUAGAUGACUACGUCAAAAAACAUCCUGGGAAGAAAUGGAAAAUAAGAACCUUAGGAGACCUCUUGAAGGAGUUAAACCACAGCGAAAGACCUAUUGAUAUGCUGAAAAUUGAUGUAGAAUCAUAUGAAUGGGAAGUCAUUCCAAAUAUAUUACAAAGUGGUUUAGUUCCCCGGAUAAAGCAAAUGAACAUCGAGUUUCACAUUUUUGAGAACACGCCACCAGAAAGAAUUCCACAUUUUCUAACUGUGUACAAAGCGAUGACGAAAGCUGGUUUCAAACAGUUUAAUUGUAUGCCAGUUGUUACUCUCAACAAAAACGAUUUGAAAAACAAGCGCCUUAUCUCCGAGUGUGCUUAUGUAAAUGUUAAUUAUGCGUUUAGGAAAUGAAUAAAGUUGUUCAAUAGAAAAAAAGUUUGAGAGAAAAAAAGCAGGCACACAGGAGAUUUUAACUGAAUACUCAUAUUUUGAUGUGACAUUAACUAAAGAUGCAUAUCUUUACUUUUGUUGACUAGUAUGAUUAUUUGACGUGAUCUAAAGAUACAUAUCGUUACUUAUGUUGAUUAGUAUAACUAAUUAUAGAAUAAUUAAUCGAAGAAUUCAAAUAGAGAAAAAUAUUCAACGAGUGACCGAACAACACAUAGUUGAAUAUUUUUCGAUAUUUGAAUUCUUUGAUUACUUAUUUUUUUUAUUACAUUGGCAAAUGGCUUUUCUUUUUUAAAUUAAAGUAGAACUAUAUCUUUUUCUACGCAUUCACAAUUUGUUUUGAUCCGACGUUAUCGACAACGUCUUGACAACGCCUAUUGUAUAACGUCAGGGGAGUGAAAUAACCACGUUUAUUUCACAUGUGAAAUUAUCGGUUUUUAUUGCACUGGGAAAUCAAUGUAAUUCAUUGCAACCAAUGUAAUAAUGGACGUUAUCCAAAGUUACGUAUCGUUACUUGUGUUGACUGGUAUAAUUCAUGGACGUUAUCUAAACAUGUAUAUCGUUACCUUUGUUGAUUAGUAUAACUAAUGGAUAUUAUCUAAAGAUGCGUAUCGUUACUUUUGUUGACUAGUAUAAGUAAUGGACGUUAUCUAAAGAUGCGUAUCAUUAAGUUUGUUAACAGUAUAAGUUAUGGACGAUAUCUGAAGAUGUGUAUCGUUACUUAUGUUGACAAGUAUAAAUAAUGGAUGUUAUCUAAAGAUGCGUAUCGUUACUUUUGUUGACUAGUAUAAAUUAUGGAUGUUAUCUAAAGAUGCGUAUCGUUACUUUUGUUGACUAGUAUACGUUAUGGACGAUAUCUGAAGAUGCGUAUCAUUACGUUUGUUAACUAGUAUAAAUAAUGGAUGUUAUCUAUAAAGAUGCGUAUCGUUACUUUUGUUGACUAGUAUAAAUAAUGGAUGUUAACUUAAGAUGCGUAUCGUUACUUUUGUUGACUAAAUACUUUGAAAUGUUAUUGGAUGUUAAAAAGUAUAAUGCAGAUUAAACGUAUACAAGAUGAA
Mytilus californianus (California mussel) is the source of this 2396-nucleotide messenger RNA. RefSeq lists its product as uncharacterized. The record is from RefSeq and is a predicted model, not a curated record. The coding region runs from base 61 to 1302 and encodes 413 amino acids. The transcript is spliced from 8 exons. NCBI's taxonomy places the organism in Eukaryota, Metazoa, Mollusca, Bivalvia, Mytilida, Mytilidae.